Molecule: messenger RNA, 1830 nt
Organism: Marchantia polymorpha subsp. ruderalis
Lineage: Eukaryota; Viridiplantae; Streptophyta; Marchantiopsida; Marchantiales; Marchantiaceae
Source: the annotation of a GenBank genome assembly
GCCUCAGUCGCUGGAGCUGUGGUGUCUCGGCUGCUCAUGGGCACCAUCUGCGACCUCGUGGGGCCUCGCUACGGCUGCGCCAUUCUCAUGAUGAUCACGGCGCCUGCCAUCUUCUGCAUGCCUCUGGUGUCCACUCCGGUGGGAUUCAUCCUGGUGCGAUUCUUCAUCGGUUUCUGCCUGGCGACGUUCGUGUCGUGUCAGUUCUGGAUGAGCUCCAUGUUCAACAGCAAAAUCGUGGGAAUCGCUAACGGCACGGCAGCCGGAUGGGGGAACAUGGGAGGAGGCAUCGUUCAGCUGGUGAUGCCCCUGGUGUUCGACAUCAUCCGCCGAGACAUCGGGUCAGAGAAGUUCACAGCCUGGAGGAUCGCCUUCUUCGUCCCCGGCGUGCUGCAAGUGAUGAUGGGAUUGCUGGUCUUGACCCUGGGCCAAGAUUUGCCCGACGGAAACUAUGCUGAGCUGAAGAGAGAGGGCGAGAAAGUGAACGACAGCUUCCAGAAGGUGUUUCUCUACGCAGUCACCAACUAUCGCACGUACAUUUUUGCUCUGACAUACGGCUAUUGCUUCGGAGUGGAGCUCACAGUCGACAACAUCAUCGCCGAGUACUUCUACGAUCGCUUCGACCUGAACCUGCAGACUGCUGGAAUCAUCGCAUCCACAUUCGGGCUCAUGAACUUGUUCUCUCGCCCUCUGGGAGGAGUCCUGUCUGACGUUGUGGCGUCGAGGUGGGGAAUGAGAGGCCGGCUGUGGAACCUGUGGAUCAUCCAGACGGUGGGAGGAGUUCUGUGCAUCGUUCUGGGCCUGACAGGCCAGCUGGGACCUGCCAUCGCCGUCAUGCUCAUCUUCUCGUUCUUCGUCCAGGCAGCUUGCGGUGCCACUUUCGGUGUCAUUCCAUUCAUCUCCAGAAGAUCACUCGGAAUCAUCUCUGGCGCCACUGGAGCAGGUGGAAACAUUGGAGCUGUGACGACUCAGGGAAUCUUCUUCAUGAGCUCCAAGUACACAACGGAGGACGGGAUCAUGCUGAUGGGCAUCAUGAUCGUGGCCUGCACUCUGCCUGUUAUCUUCGUCCACUUCCCGCAGUGGGGAAGCAUGUUCUGCCCUCCGUCCAAGGCCACGGAGGAAGAUUAUUACAUCUCCGAGUGGAGCAAGGAAGAGCAAUCCAACGGUCUCCACCAUGCUAGCAUGAAAUUCGCCGAAAACUCCAAGUCCGAACGAGGUCGUCAGUCGCCCCCAAGAUCCAAAGAAGAAACCGUUGGAGUGGAUAGACUCUGACAGUUGUGGACAGGCAUUACCAAUGUAAUAAUUCUCAAAUCACCCUGCAUCUGUGCUAACGAGCUUUUCUCAGUUCCCAAUCAGCUCUCCUAUGAGAAAUCGAAUGUAUUCUUCACCCUUAGAGGAAUUUGCGUUCUGUCUCAGGUACAAAUAAUAGAUUUAGUUUAUACCCCAGAGAUGUAGCAUGAUCGAUAUAUUUCUAAUCGGUAAUAUAUUUCAACGUAGUUUGAGUUACGUACAGAUGUGUUAUCACUUAACUUUUUUGUAGGGGUUGCACCAGAUGGUGAAAUGCAGCGACUGAAGUAGUAAGAGUUACGAGAAGGAGGAUGUAGAUUAUGUUGGUCAUAGGAGGCAGAUGAAAUUAAACAUGUGUUAACACCAUAGCUUUUAAUUUUUUUGCAUAGAACGUACAUUAGCAGUGAUAUGCAUGUCGAGUAGAGGACAGUAAUCUGUUAGCCUAAGAAGGUGAGCAAAUGCUUUUGCCAUGGCUGACAGGAAUUUAGAGCUGAAUGGAGCUGUGAUGAAAUAUAAGGCCGGAUGUGCUCAGUUAUAAAAAAGGUC